CGACUAAGCCGUAUGGAUCUUAGCACGUGGGUCAGCAUGUAAAGUCGGCCAGAAUAAGACUUUGUACGACACCAUCUACACAGUGGAUGUAAAAUUGUCGUCCAUUGAUCAGACUGCGGCUGUCAGGAUUGUUGAGGACAUCGUUCUACAGAAGAUAGACCACUACAUUAGUGAUGGAUGCUGAAGAGUUCAGGCGGUGUGGGAAGCAGAUGGUGGACUAUGUAGCAGACUACCUGGAAAACAUCAGAGAUCGAAGACCAUUUCCUGAUGUUUCUCCCGGAUAUCUCAAAGACUUAAUUCCGGACAAAGCCCCGGAUGAAGCAGAAAAGUGGGAGGACGUCAUGAAAGACAUAGAAAGGGUCAUCAUGCCUGGGGUGACCCACUGGCAUUCUCCGCAGUUUCAUGCAUAUUUCCCCACCGCAAAUUCCUAUUCAGCGAUUGUUGCCGACAUUCUAUCGGAUGCUAUCGGCUGUAUAGGAUUUACAUGGGCUUCUAGUCCUGCUUGUACGGAGCUGGAGAUGGUGGUUCUAGAUUGGCUAGCUAAAAUGCUCGACCUUCCAGACUGUUUCUUUCAUUCCAGUCAAGGUCAGGGAGGUGGAGUUAUACAGGGCACAGCUAGCGAAGCCACCCUAGUGGCUCUCCUCUCGGCCAGAACACAGCAUUUACGUCAGAUUCUAGGAGACAAGUUUAGUCAUUCACCGGAUGAAGGAAUCAUCAAUAAAAUGGUGGCAUACUGCUCCAUACAGGCCCAUUCCUCAGUCGAGAGGGCAGCUUUAAUAGGAGCUGUCAAAAUAAGAUUACUGGAGACAGAUGGAAAGUACUCACUUCGAGGCGAAACUCUACAGAGAGCGAUAGAGAAAGACAGAGCCGAGGGCCUCAUUCCUUUCUUCGUUUGCGCAACACUAGGCACAACUUCCAUUUGCUCAUUCGAUAACGUUUUGGAAUUGGGAGCAAUUUGUGAGAGGGAGGGUCUAUGGAUGCACAUUGAUGCGGCCUAUGCUGGCAGUGCCUUUAUUUGUCCCGAGUUUAGACCUCUGUUGAAUGGGGUUGAACGUGCGAUGUCCUUCAACUUUAAUCCUCAUAAAUGGUUACAGGUCAAUUUCGACUGUUCUACGAUGUGGGUCAAGGACAGUCGGUUGCUAAGCGACGCAUUCAAUGUUGAUCCGUUGUAUCUCAAACACGAUAAUCAAGGAUCUAUGCCCGAUUUUAGGCAUUGGCACAUUCCACUGGGCAGAAGAUUUAGGUCUCUUAAAAUAUGGUUUGUUUUGCGGUUAUACGGAGUGACAGGUCUCCAGGCGUACAUAAGAAAGGACGUGAAGCUAGCCCAUCAGUUUGAAGACUUGGUAAAAGCGGACCAGAGAUUUGAAAUAUUUGGUGAUGUGGUACUGGCUCUAGUUUGUUUUAGGCUGAAAGGUUCAAAUGAAGUUAACGAGAGACUGCUAAAAACGAUUAACGCAGACAGACGUAUACACCUAGUGCCUGCUAAAGUUAACGACACAUUCUUCCUAAGAUUCGCAGUGUGUGCAUCAAGAACGCAACCAGGAGACGUGGAGUUUGCGUGGAAAGUGAUUCAAGAACUAGCAGAGAAGACUUGUAACAACAUAUAAUAGAACAAUGCGAAACAGUGGUCAGCACUGUAGGUCUGUACGGAUUGUUCAGAGAGAUGCACUGAUAUGGGGACUGAUCGACCUACUAAUCUUAUAAUGCGAUUUUGAAAUCCAAAUGUGUCAUUUGACCAUUUUGGAUUGUAUAUUGAUAUGAAUCAAAUAACGUAUUUGCUAUUUAGAGGCAAAAUCGUAAUAUAUUGGAGUAAAAACACCCUAAUGUAAUGAUAAAGAGUAGUUGACAAAU
Molecule: messenger RNA, 1851 nt
Organism: Ostrea edulis (European flat oyster)
Lineage: Eukaryota; Metazoa; Mollusca; Bivalvia; Ostreida; Ostreidae
Product: aromatic-L-amino-acid decarboxylase-like
Exons: 14
Coding region: 174-1607 (477 amino acids)
Biological process (GO): amino acid metabolic process; serotonin biosynthetic process; catecholamine metabolic process
Molecular function (GO): pyridoxal phosphate binding; aromatic-L-amino-acid decarboxylase activity
Source: RefSeq, a predicted model, not a curated record